Messenger RNA from Colius striatus (speckled mousebird), 8797 nucleotides. RefSeq names its product cytoplasmic linker associated protein 1 (gene CLASP1). Bases 368 to 4762 code for a protein of 1464 amino acids. The transcript is spliced from 38 exons. Lineage: Eukaryota; Metazoa; Chordata; Aves; Coliiformes; Coliidae. Gene Ontology annotation, cellular component: microtubule organizing center; mitotic spindle; spindle microtubule. Gene Ontology annotation, biological process: mitotic spindle assembly. Gene Ontology annotation, molecular function: kinetochore binding; microtubule binding. The record is from RefSeq and is a predicted model, not a curated record.
GGCGCAGCCAUGCAGCGCAGCGGGCGCCGCCGCCGGCACUGAGCGCCGACCGGCCCCCGCCCCGCCGCCUCCCGCGCUGCGCCCCGCAGAAUGGACUGCUGAAUUGGGAAUUACUGCAGACUCAACAGUACAGCACUACUCAUUGCUUCGUGUAUUACUAGUUAUUUAGAUUGGACUUUUAAUAUCCUGCCAGCUGCUGUUCACACACACAUGGUGCAUUGUUGCCAUUCUCAGAAUUGCAUCUUUGAAACCCAGACCCUCAGUAACCUUCAUCGAACAAAGAGGCGACCUCCUGUGUGCGUUUAUAGAGGGAUUUUUCAGACCUGUGGCCCUCUAGCUUUCUUGCUGGUGCUGUAUUUCUGACACUAUGGAGCCCAGUAUGGAGUACUGCUUGGCACAGGUGCUGCAGAAGGAUGUUGGAAAGAGACUUCAAGUUGGCCAGGAAUUGAUAGAUUACUUCUCAGAUAAACAAAAGUCAUCUGAUCUCGAACAUGAUCAGACUAUGCUGGAUAAAAUGGUUGAUGGAUUGUCCACCUCUUGGGUAAAUUCCAGCAAUUAUAAGGUGGUUCUCUUGGGGAUUGACAUCCUUUCUGCACUGGUAUCCCGCUUGCAAGAUCGUUUCAAGGCACAGAUUGGCACAGUGCUGCCAAGUUUACUUGAUAGACUAGGGGACUCUAAGGACUCAGUGAGGGAGCAGGAUCAGACCUUGCUGCUGAAAAUCAUGGAACAAGCUGCUAACCCUCAGUACGUGUGGGACAGGAUGCUAGGAGGCUUCAAACACAAGAAUUUCCGGACAAGGGAAGGGAUUUGCCUCUGCCUUAUUGCAACACUCAAUGCAUCUGGAGCUCAGAGUUUAACACUGAGUAAGAUAGUGCCACAUAUAUGUAACUUACUUGGAGAUCCAAACAGCCAGGUUCGAGAUGCAGCAAUAAACAGCCUUGUGGAGAUUUACAGACAUGUUGGUGAACGUGUAAGGGCUGAUCUUAGUAAAAAAGGAUUACCGCAAUCUCGGUUGAAUGUAAUCUUUACAAAAUUCGACGAGGUCCAAAAGUCUGGAAACAUGAUCCAGAGUUCAGGUGAUAAAAUUUUUGAUGAUGAAGACUCCGUGGAUGGGAACAGACCUUCCUCAGCCAGCUCCUCUACAUCUUCAAAGGCCCCUGCAAACUCACGUAGAGUUGGUAUGGGAUCUACACGCAGACUUGGCUCUGCAGCUCUGGGCUCCAAGUCUUCAACCAAAGAGGGAGCAGGUGCUGUGGAUGAAGAUGACUUCAUUAAGGCAUUUGAAGAUGUCCCAACGGUUCAGAUUUAUUCCAGCCGGGAUCUUGAGGAAUCUAUAAACAAAAUAAGAGAGAUACUAUCAGAUGAUAAGCACGACUGGGAACAGAGAGUUUCUGCGCUGAAAAAGAUCCGCUCCUUACUUUUGGCUGGAGCUGCAGAAUAUGACAACUUCUUCCAACACUUAAGACUUUUGGAUGGAGCAUUUAAAUUAUCCGCUAAAGACCUGCGGUCUCAAGUAGUACGAGAGGCUUGCAUCACAUUGGGACAUUUGUCAUCAGUUCUGGGAAACAAGUUUGACCAUGGGGCAGAAGCCAUCAUGCCAACAAUUUUUAAUCUAAUUCCGAAUAGUGCCAAAGUCAUGGCCACUUCUGGUGUUGUAGCAGUUAGAUUAAUCAUUCGACAUACGCACAUCCCUCGAUUAAUACCCAUCAUAACUAGUAAUUGUACCUCCAAGUCUGUUGCAGUUAGAAGGCGCUGUUUUGAAUUUUUAGACUUGCUGUUGCAGGAGUGGCAAACACAUUCCUUAGAAAGACACAUAUCAGUGUUAGCAGAAACGAUAAAGAAGGGAAUUCAUGAUGCAGACUCUGAAGCCAGGAUAGAGGCAAGAAAGUGUUACUGGGGUUUCCACAGUCACUUCAGCCGAGAGGCAGAGCAUUUGUACCACACCUUGGAGUCUUCCUACCAGAAGGCCCUGCAGUCUCAUUUGAAGAACUCUGACAGCAUCGUGUCCUUGCCACAGUCGGAUCGCUCCUCCUCCAGCUCCCAGGAGAGUCUCAACCGACCAUUGCCUGCCAAAAGAAGUCCUACUGGAAGUACUACAUCUAGAGCAUCUACAGUAAGUACAAAAUCUGUGUCAACACCAGGAUCUCUGCAGCGAUCCCGCAGUGACGUCGAUGUGAAUGCAGCAGCUAGUGCCAAGUCAAAAGUGACGUCUUCUGGAGCAUCCACCCCCUUCAGUUCUGCUGCAGCCUUGCCCCCAGGCUCAUACGCAUCACUAGGUCGGAUUCGUACGAGGAGACAGAGCUCUGGCAGUGCCACAAGUGUCACCUCAACACCUGCUGAUACUCGAGGCCGCAGCCGGGCUAAAGUAGUUUCCCAGUCCCAGCCUGGUAGCCGGUCGAGCUCUCCGGGUAAGCUGUUAGGAAGCGCCUAUGGUGGCCUGAGCGGAGGAACAUCCAGAGUCCAGGCAGUGCCAUCAUCUUCAGAGAAGCGCAGCAAGAUCCCUCGGAGCCAAGGAUGCAGCCGGGAGACGAGUCCCAGCAGAAUAGGACUAGACCGGUUUGGACUCGGCCAGCCAGGCAGGAUGCCUGCUUCUGUGAAUGCCAUGCGAGUCCUGAGCACCAGCACGGAUCUGGAGGCUGCUGUGGCCGAUGCACUGCUGUUAGGAGACUCCAGGAGCAAGAAAAAGCCAGUGAGGAGGAGAUAUGAGCCCUAUGGGAUGUACUCUGAUGAUGAUGCUAACAGCGAUGCCUCGAGCGCUUGCUCGGAGCGCUCCUACGGCUCCAGGAACGGGGGCAUCCCACACUACCUGCGGCAGACUGAAGAUGUGGCCGAGGUCCUGAACCACUGUGCCAGCUCCAACUGGUCUGAGAGGAAAGAAGGGCUCAUAGGUCUUCAGAACUUACUGAAGAGCCAGAGGACACUGAGCCGAGUGGAGUUAAAAAGGCUAUGUGAAAUAUUUACUCGCAUGUUUGCUGACCCUCACAGCAAGCGUGUCUUCAGCAUGUUUCUGGAAACUCUGGUUGAUUUCAUCAUCAUUCAUAAAGAUGACUUGCAGGAUUGGCUUUUUGUUCUCCUGACACAGCUGCUAAAGAAGAUGGGAGCAGAUUUGCUGGGGUCUGUGCAGGCCAAAGUUCAAAAAGCUCUGGAUGUCACCAGGGAUUCUUUUCCAUUUGAUCAACAAUUUAACAUUUUGAUGAGGUUUAUUGUAGAUCAGACCCAAACACCAAAUCUGAAGGUGAAAGUUGCUAUCCUGAAGUACAUUGAGUCCUUGGCAAGACAGAUGGAUCCAACAGACUUUGUGAACUCCAGUGAGACGAGACUUGCUGUAUCUAGAAUUAUAACUUGGACAACAGAACCAAAGAGCUCAGAUGUGAGAAAGGCAGCACAAAUAGUCCUGAUUUCUCUCUUUGAAUUGAACACUCCUGAGUUUACUAUGUUACUUGGUGCCUUGCCAAAAACAUUCCAGGAUGGUGCUACCAAGCUCCUGCACAACCACCUCAAGAACUCCAGUAACACCAGUGUGGGUUCCCCCAGCAAUACCCUUGGUCGGACUCCUUCCCGGCACUCCAGCAGCAGAACCAGCCCUUUAACUUCACCUACCAACUGUUCCCAUGGUGGACUGUCUCCAAGUAUGCUGGAUUAUGACACGGAGAACCUAAAUUCUGAUGAAAUCUACAGCUCUCUUCGUGGUGUCACAGAAGCGAUUGAGAAAUUUAGUUUCCGUAGUCAAGAGGACCUGAAUGAGCCCAUCAAACGUGAUGGGAAGAAAGACUGUGAUGUUGUGUCUCGAGAUGGUGGCCUCGCUGUGCCCACCGGUGAUGUCCGUGGAAGCAGUGACAUGGUGGAAGGUGGAAGGAUGGCUUUAGAUAACAAAACCUCUCUGCUUAACACCCAGCCUCCCCGCGCCUUCUCAGGGCCACGUGCUCGAGAAUAUAACCCCUAUCCCUAUGCCGACACCAUCAACACUUAUGACAAGACUGCCCUGAAGGAAGCAGUGUUUGAUGAUGACAUGGAUCAGCUUCGGGAUGAAGUACCCAUUGACCAUUCAGAUUUGGUGGCUGAUCUUCUGAAAGAGCUCUCCAACCACAAUGAGCGGGUGGAGGAGCGGAAAGGAGCUCUCCUGGAACUGCUGAAGAUCACAAGGGAGGACAAUCUCGGAGUUUGGGAGGAACAUUUCAAAACUAUUCUGCUCUUGCUGCUCGAAACGCUUGGAGACAAAGAUCAUUCAAUACGAGCCCUGGCACUGCGGGUCCUGAGAGAGAUCUUACGGAACCAGCCAGCCAGGUUUAAGAACUAUGCGGAGUUGACUAUCAUGAAAACACUGGAAGCACAUAAGGAUUCCCACAAGGAGGUCAUCAGAGCUGCAGAAGAAGCUGCUUCCACUCUGGCGAGUUCCAUCCACCCAGAGCAAUGCAUCAAGGUGCUUUGCCCCAUCAUUCAGACUGCAGAUUAUCCAAUCAACUUAGCUGCCAUCAAAAUGCAGACAAAAGUCAUUGAGAGGAUUUCCAAAGAAUCGUUGCAUCAGCUGCUUCCUGAUAUCAUUCCUGGGUUGUUACAGGGUUAUGAUAACACGGAGAGCAGUGUCCGUAAAGCUAGUGUAUUUUGCCUAGUGGCAAUAUAUUCAGUAAUUGGAGAAGAAUUGAAACCUCAUCUCGCACAACUCACAGGAAGCAAGAUGAAGCUACUAAACUUGUACAUAAAGAGGGCCCAGACUACCAACAGCAACAGCAGUUCCUCUUCAGAUGUUUCAACGCACAGUUAAUGGAGAUAUGUGGACAUGUGUGUAGACUUAGAAGCAAUCAACGGUGCCUCUCAGAGACCUUUCUGCUACUCUUCACUGGCGCGCUCCAUCAGCUCAAGGAGGCCACGCAGAUAUUUAUUGCAAUCAGUAUUUUAGUCCCUUAAAAGCUUUCAUGUAGAAUCUUACUGGUACUGAAUGUAAAGGAAACAAGGUCUGUGUUGCAGUCUUCAUUAAAAGUGAACAACAGAAAGCCUUACUUAAACAUAUUUGUAUAGCCUGCUGAGAUCUCGGAUAAAUAUGUUUAGGUGAGCGUUCUAAAACUGAGUCUAAGAACCGGGACACACAUAAAGGUCAAACAAAUCUUGUUGGUUUAGUUCAUACCCAGUUUUGGUUUCUGUGUGCUAGUUAUCUGCUCUCUUCCCACAGCCACAGCCAUUCUGGCUUGUUCUCCUUCUCUUACAAGUCUUGUGGUUCUCUUUUUCUGCUCCCUGUUGCAGCUUGCCUAACCUGCAGAGCUCUCUGUGAGGAGAUCUUUGCAGACGUGGCUGUGAUUCCAGCCUCAGAUGCUUUAGUACAGAGAGAUAUCAAGUGAAUAAUGAAACAGUCAGUUCUUUUUAAACACCUGAGUUUUUUGUACAUAGUUCUGACCUCUGAUGGGCUGAUUUCUCUGUAACCCCUCUGCAGCCAGCUGUGCUGUGCAAAACAGGUGGGCUCUUGCUCCCUUCAUUGACUGUGUAAAUAUUCCUCUCUUCACAACCCAUUUGGCUCUUUCAUAUGUUCAGAAGACUCUGGAUUACUUGUUACUCCCCAAAAGGAACUUGAGUCCCAGUUGUUGGACAGAUGCCUGCGAGUGGGCCGCUGGAGUCUGGCAGGUGAGGGUUGGAUUAGGCUCUGAGGGUAUUGGUGGGAGCUGGCAGGGAUGUGGCUCAGCACUGCCUUGGGAGGAUACCUUCAUUUUGCUCGAAGUCUGUAGCGUCAAAGGGCUGAUCUGAUGCUCUGACCUGGCCCACUGGUGUUGGAUGGUGAAGGGCUUUGUUUCCACAACUCCUUUGUGCUUUUGUCCCAGAGGACAGAAGAGGCAUCCAAAACUAAACAGCAAGACCCCAUGGAAGCACCUGCCGAGCCAGCUGGGAUGGUGCUGGUUGCCUGUCACAGCUCCCUUCCUGUGCCUGAAAAGCUUGUGGUGCUGUUAGCUACCUUUGGAAACCUCCUUCUUCCUGGCCAGUCCCACGCAGAGUCCUGCUGGGAGCUUUGCAUUUCAGAGUGAUGCAGAGGGCCCUUGUUGGGCAGUGCUUCCAGCAGGGUGCUCUGGGUGAGGGUGUAGCUCCAGCAGCCUGAUGACACGGACCAAGCCAGAGCCAAACCAACAGCAGUUGAAUGCCCAUGGCACCACCCUUUCCCAAAGGGAGAGCCUUCUGUUGGCAAAGGGUGAGCUUCCCUUGCCUCUGCCUGUAACCUGGGGGAAGCAGGAGGUUGCCAGUGCUGUGUUUGGUCCUGGGCUGGAUCCUGGCUGAUGGGCAGGUCAUCCCCCUGCCGAAACCUGCAACGGAUCAGAAGUGGAGUUUUUUCCCCAGUGCCAGUGAUGCAAGAGGGUGGUAGACCUGCAGCUUACAGCAGGGAUGGAUGUGUGCUCCCUGGCUACUCUCAGUGCAGCAGUCUCUCUCCAGCCCCCUCCACAUCCCCUUUGGGGAGCUAAAGGAAUACCAUGCUGAGGAGAGUUUCCAGUAAUGCAGCAAGGGAUUGCAAUGGAAAGGGUAAAGCCCCAUUGUCCUUCAGUCCUGAGGAGCUGUGCUGGGAGGUGACACUUGGUGCCAGCUCCCCUCCCAGUCCCCGGAUCUGGGAAAUGGUGGGGGAACUGUGCAGGAUUGGGCUGCAAAGCUCGACAGUCUCUUUCCUUGCUGAAGGGAGAGCACAGGAGGUGAACUGUUCCUGAGUUUGUCAGGAUGCCUCAUCUUUCCCAUGGCAGGAGAAACUGGCGUCCCAGUGGGUGGGGUUUCCCCCAGGGUCUUCCCACUGGCUCACCUAAGGUAGGAUUGGCUGCCCCAUUGCUGGUGUCCCUCUUUCUGUGGACCAUUUCUUUUCACCAUCUUUCAGUAUGCUUGUUAGAGUAUUCUUUUUAAUUUUUUUUAAUGAUUCAAAUAUUUUAGUUUAACACACAUUUAUUUUCCCUUUUGAGGAAAUAUUCAGCCAACUUGUUGGCAGCAGUUAGCUGUCUUGUUUCAACUUUUAGGAGGGGGGUUGUUUUUAUGUUGCUGUUUGUUUUGUGUCUCUUUUUUUUUUAAUUUGUACUCUAACUGCUUAGUAUUGAUGCCUCUUUCUCCUCAUCUCAGUUCAGCGUCAUCUGUUCCAGUUCUGGGGUUCAGAAGGUCAGCAUAGCAAUUAGUCUCUCCCAGCCGAGAUGGAGCUUUGUCCAUCACCAUUUGCUGUUUGGGUUUUGUUGUAUUCUUGGGUUGGUUUUGGGUUUUUUUGGUUUGGGUUUUUUGUUAUGUUUUUUUUUUGAAUGGCACACUGUAGCAAACCUCCAGGAAUCGAAUUCCUACCCAAAUGACUUUAUAUAGUAUUUUAUAAAAUCCUGUUAGUAUGCACUGAGAGUGAACGCACUGUAACGUCCCCGAAGGGGCCCUGGCGCGUGUGCUGGCUCUGCAGCCGGAGGGAAGGGCCUGUCCUCGGGGGGAACUGCGGCUCUGCACUGCCCCACGGGCCUGAGCUGCCCCACAGGCCUGUGCUGCUCCAUGCCACGGGCACAACCCGGCCUCACCUUCUGAAGCAGGUCCCGUUCUGUUUGUCAACAGAUGCUCAUUCACGUGCUACUUAAUUUUGUUUUGUGAGUCAGUCGAGGACUGUUCAUCCUUUGAGUACUCUAGAAGUAUGCUGUACCUGUACACAGUAGAAAGCAUUCUGCUUAGGUAUUUAUAAAUCAUUGCAUACCAUGUACAUAGUGAGGGUUGUUUAGUAUGUCGAACAUAAACCUGCUUAUUUUUUUGUGUCUGUGCGUUUCCUUUGAAGUACUCAAAGGGCUAACUCCGAAUGUCACCCUCUCUGAUCUCCAGCGUUCCGACUUCAAUGAGCUGUACAAUCAUUUUGUGUUCUCUUCAGCAAAGCAUAAAGGUCUCUCUGUCUACAAACCACAGUGUCCACGCACUCUUGCAGAGAGAAGGCUCUGCAUGCUGGCAGUGCCUCACCGCACCGGUGAAGCUUGUGUUCACCUUCUCCAAGCAGUAGCCUCCUACUGCAGCUGCCUUUUCUUGGUUUUCUUUUUCUUGCUGCCCAUGAUGCAGGGCUUCAAUUUUUCGUACCUUUAAAAAAAAAGAGAAAAAAAAAAAAAAGUGUAUUUUCUUUGCCCACCAUGCUUUAAAAGUCUGAAUGGGAGCAAACUCUCAGCAGACAGUGGCUCCUGGCUGCAAGGUUGCCGAAUUCUCCGACGUGGAUGUUUUUUCUGCCAUUGGCUGCACCAGUGCUCCGUGGGCAUGGGCAAAUACCGGCUCCAUCCACCCCACAGGUCUACGUACUGUAGUUCUCAUGUAGUGCAGAAAUAUCGAGGCAUGUGGCUUUUCUUAAGGUACACUAUGUGUGCUUGCCUGGAUUACAAUACAAUACGAGACUGUCUUUUUCUAUUGCUUAUUCCUAGCUUACCCAAUAAUCCGUUACCAGUAACGUAACUCGCAUCUUUGUCAUCGGAACCUUUUUCUCCCCACCCCUUUAUUUAUCGAGCAUAAUAUUACAUAUUAAGGGACAGAAAACUAGACCUUUGUAGUAUACAGCAGGACGUUGCUAACGAUGUUUUAAAGGGGAAGUAAAACCCGCUCUGGAAGAUGCCAGCCAUGAGAAAUGACUUUGGCACCGUGUUCAUGCGCAUGGAUUUUUGGUUUCUUCUUUUCCGUUUUUUCCGCUUUUGUCAUGUUACAUCCAUAUCUGUAUUUAUAUCUUAUUUGUUUCACUUUUGAGUGUAUCAUGGCAAUUGUACAGAUGGUUUUUUUUGUUAACAUUUACGUGAUAGAAUUUGCUAAAAAAAAAAAGAAAAAAAUUAAAAUAAAACCUUUUGAGUUUGCCCUAGAA